AUGUUGCGCAUGUUUCUGACCACGCGUCUAGACGGGGGAGCUGCCUCUGGUAGCAGCAGCCCGGCACGGGCCGCAUCGAUUCCAUUCACGCUGUCGCCAUCACCCGUGAACUUCGCAUCCGCACGAGCCGCGGAGUGCAUUGGUGACAUUGGCCCCACGCUGCUGUCUCAGGACCACGAGGUGUUCGCCGUUACUUGGGCGCGGGCGGAGGGCGGCGCGGAGGAGGAGGAGGGCGGCCCCAUCAUUGACGUGGGCGGGCGGACCCUCACCGACGGGGCGACCCCGCUGACGCCGCUGGUGUGGGCCUCGCAGCUGGCCUCGCCGGCCGGGGUGCCGCUGCCCGGCUUGCGGGUUGUAAACCGCACGGACCAUUACCGCUGCAAGUCGACAGGCGGCAUUGCGUGGCAGGCGGCUGUCGCUAGACACGCGGCUUGA
This is a messenger RNA of Emiliania huxleyi CCMP1516, 435 nucleotides long. RefSeq lists its product as hypothetical. The record is from RefSeq and is a predicted model, not a curated record. NCBI's taxonomy places the organism in Eukaryota, Haptophyta, Isochrysidales, Noelaerhabdaceae. The coding region runs from base 1 to 435 and encodes 144 amino acids. The transcript is spliced from 2 exons.